GACCGGAGGCCAGCAGGCCCUGUAGGCCUUCGGCUUCGCAGAUCUUCCUGAUGCCAGAGGACCCUCAGUUGGCUUCGAAGUUCGACGGCAGAGCGGUUGCAGCGUCUGAUGACGCCGGAUUUACGGAGCGCAACCCCGAGGCUGUGGUUCAGGCGCAGUCGCCGCAAUUGGCGGCUUGGGAAGUGUUGCCUUUGACCCCAAAGCAGCUGGAGUGUCGUGCCAUCCGAGUAAGCAAUUUGAUUCGUGGCCUGAAAGUUCGGGAGCUUGAAGAGGUUUUCACUUCGCAGGUGGGACCUGUCGAAAAGGUCGUCGUUUCGGAGGGCUUUGCCCAGAUCUCCUUUGGUGCGGCAAAGCACGCGUUUGCGGCUGUGCAGAAAUGCGAUGGCAGUGUGCUGGAAGUUACUGAGAGAGAUGAGAGAGCAGGAGAGAGGAGCCUGACAUUAACACCAAUCCCUUGGCACAGUAGUGGGAAUGCACUCAGGCAAAUGUUUUCAGAUUUCCUGUAUGCUUUGGAUGAGUGCCACUAUCGAAGAGGCGACCGGUGGCUGACCAUCGCCGAGGUGCAAAAGGUGAAGCAAGGAAACAAUACGGUUGAAUUCAAGGGCAGCAUCAUCAAGGUGGUCCUAUACGAUGGCGAGAUGGCGUCAGAGUUGGACGAAGAGUGA
Molecule: messenger RNA, 665 nt
Organism: Cladocopium goreaui
Lineage: Eukaryota; Dinophyceae; Suessiales; Symbiodiniaceae
Source: the annotation of a GenBank genome assembly